Messenger RNA from Henningerozyma blattae CBS 6284, 780 nucleotides. RefSeq names its product Pfs1p (gene PFS1). The transcript has a single exon. NCBI's taxonomy places the organism in Eukaryota, Fungi, Ascomycota, Saccharomycetes, Saccharomycetales, Saccharomycetaceae. Bases 1 to 780 code for a protein of 259 amino acids. The record is from RefSeq and is a predicted model, not a curated record.
AUGAAUAAUAAUAAUUCCAGGUAUAUAAUUAGAAACCACAGAUUCUUAGAAAGUUUAAAAUGUUUUGAAAAAUAUUCUUCUUCUAGUAAAAUCAAAAAUGAUUUUGAUUAUGGUAAAAUACUAAAACAGCAGCAUAUCGAUAGUAAAUUUGUAAUUAGUGAGCAAGAAAUAGAUAUUGAAACUGAUAAUCCACAAUAUAUUACAAAUACAAAUAAUAGAGUGAAAAGAACAUCGAUACAGUCAUAUAAUUUUAAUUCACCAAAAUAUCAACAUAUAGAUGAUACUGUUGGCAAUUCGAUGUAUCAAGAAUAUCUUGAAUAUAUUAAAAGUAAUCCUUUACAGACAACUUUAGGUGAUUUUGACCAGGUAAAGGAUGAUAGAUUUAUUUACGAGGGAUUGUAUGAUCGCAAUAGAAUAAUCCUGGAUAAUUUCCAUAUAAAUGACCGUUAUAAUGAUAGCACUGCCAGUAACGUUUUUAGUAUUCCAAAUGGUUUUAAUCCAAGAUUGGCAAGAAAUAUGGCAGCUAACGAGAAGGUGGAUAAAUGGAUAAAUAAAAUACCCAUCAUAAUAUCGAAGAGAGGAGAUAUUACUCCAAAUUGUUUCGAGCCCAGCUUUAGUUUCAAUUGGGAAGAAUUCGAUUUUGAUAAUGAAACUGGGGAAAAUAAUUUCGAAUCUAUUGAUGAUCUUUUGUUUCUACAAAACAAGAAAGUUGACGCUCUGGUACGUAAGAUGUACAUGAGAGAAAAUGAGAUUUAUAACGUUGGCAAUCCUUACAUUUAA